This is a messenger RNA of Hypomesus transpacificus, 2829 nucleotides long. RefSeq names its product glycerophosphodiester phosphodiesterase domain containing 5b (gene gdpd5b). NCBI's taxonomy places the organism in Eukaryota, Metazoa, Chordata, Actinopteri, Osmeriformes, Osmeridae. The transcript has 16 exons. The coding region runs from base 419 to 2176 and encodes 585 amino acids. The record is from RefSeq and is a predicted model, not a curated record. Gene Ontology annotation, cellular component: plasma membrane. Gene Ontology annotation, biological process: lipid metabolic process; positive regulation of neuron differentiation. Gene Ontology annotation, molecular function: glycerophosphodiester phosphodiesterase activity.
UCCGCCCACUAGUCCAUUCCAUUGAAUUACUUGCCCGGUGUUCACGGAGAAGGCAUGCUCUUGCCACAGACAGGAAUGAAACGGUGGUGGAAUAUUUACUGAGAAUGUGCGGUAGACGGAUACUAGCCCUAAUGUGCAAUACACCCUCAUCGUAGAACUUCAAAGAAUAUUCGCUUUUUUCUACAAGUUUGCAGAGCACAUUUUAUUUGGUCUUUAGUGUUUGUCAAACCUCUGUUGCCGACCCACCUAACUAGGCCACCUACUGACAUCUGACCGUCCCCAUUUGUCGCUUGACGGCUUUUUUUACGGACUCCGACUCACACCCUGAAACAAUUUCGCUGCGAACGACUCAAAUAGAAGGAUCCCAGCGGUUAAUGGGAUGUUAGUGGCGUGGAGGCGGGGCCAGGACUGACGGAGCAUGGUGAAGCACCAACCCCUGCAGGUCUACGAGCGUCAACUGUGUUUGUCAUGUCUAACUGGGAUCUACGGUUGCCGCUGGAAACGCUACCAGCGGUCACAUGAUGACACCACCAAGUGGGAGCUCCUGUGGUCCCUCAUCCUCCUCUUCACCUUCUCUCUCCUCCUCAUCUGGUUCUACUUCUGGUGGGAAGCUCACAACGACUACAAUGAGUUCAACUGGUUCUUGUAUAACCGCUCCGGGGAGUGGAGCGAUGGGACGGUGCCCAUCUUGGCCACCACAGCCGCAGGCUUCACCUACAUUACAUUUUUAAUGAUUUUAGCUCUUUGCCACAUAGCAGUUGGGCAACAGCUGAACCUGCACUGGCUCCAUAAGAUAGGAGUUAUCGCUGCACUUCUCACCACCAUCAUUGGGAUCAUAUCUGUCAAUCAAACAUGGGGCCAGGAAUGGGAUAUCAUCCCCAUAUCCCUUCAGGCCACUGGUCCUUUCCUCCACAUAGGGGCCCUGCUUGUCAUCACUGCUCUGGCCUGGUUGGUCGCUGGCCAGGUCGCCCGUGCUGAGAAAACAAGGUUCCAGAUUGGAGUCCUGCUUCUCUACCUGGGGGUGCUACUGGGGCUCUACGUGGCCCCCCUCUCCAUCACCUCCCCCUGCAUCGUGGAGCGCUCCCACCUCAAAUCCCGCCCCGACGUCAUUGGCCACCAGGGAGCCCCCAUGCUGGCUCCAGAGAACACGAUCAUGUCCUUUAGGAGGGCUCUACAGAUGAACGUUACUGGGCUGGAGUCUGACGUUGCCAUCAGCGCGGACGGGGUGCCUUUCCUGCUGCGAGACCGCACCCUGAGGAGAACGACAGACGUGGAGAAGGUCUUCCCUGACAGACAGAUGGAGGACGCCUCUUUCUUUAACUGGACUGACCUGAGGGGCCUCAAUGCUGGACAGUGGUUCCUCAAGGAAGACCCAUUCUGGACGGUGCAUUCCCUGUCCCAGCGGGAGCUGAGGCAGGCAGCCAACCAGAGCAUCUGCAGCCUGGAGCAGCUGCUGCGGCUGGCCUCCCCACACAACACCACCGUGGUGUUCUCCCUGAGGAGACCCCCGCCCCAGCACCCCUGCCACCACAGCUGGAUCAAUGACACUCUGGAGGCCGUACGGCGGGCGGGGGUGCCCCAGAACCUGGUGAUGUGGACCCCAGAUGAGGAUCGGGGCGUGGUGAGGAGGGAGGCUCCGGGUCUGCUGCAGACCUCCAUGGAGAAGCUCCCUCCUUCGGACCUCCAGCAGCAGGGCAUCAGCCGACUGCUGCUCCGCUACAACCAGGCCAGCGCCCGGGACAUAAGGGAUUUCUCGAGGAGCAACAUCAGUGUGAGCCUGUACACGGUCAAUGAGCCCUGGCUCUACUCUGUGCUGUGGUGUAGUGGGGUAUCCUCCGUCUCCUCUGAAGCCCCACAGAUCCUCAAAAAGGUGCCUUACCCCAUCUGGCUAAUGAGUCCAGAUGAAUAUUGCCUGAUCUGGGUGGCAGCCGACCUCAUCUCCUUCGCGGUAGUUAUAGGAAUAUUUGUAUUCCAAAAGUGGAGGAUGAGUGGCAUGCGCAGCUACAACCCUGAACAGAUCAUGCUGAGUGCUGCCGUGAGGAGGGCCAGCAGAGAUGUUAACAUCAUGAAAGAAAAGCUCAUCUUCUCUGAGGUGAGCAAUGGAGUGAGCAGUGCUGGGGAGUACAUGGAAAACGGCUAUGAUGACUACUACACCAACCAAGGCAUCUCUCACUGACUCAAACUCACCCAAUGGGAAUCUACUGACAGACACUGCUCUAUUGUAGCAGGAGGGAACCGAAAACUAGGAGGGGGAGAAACCGAUCUCCAAGUAACUUGAUUGUAAGAUAGUUUUGGUUCUCAUUCAGUGCAUCCAGAUAGUUUUCAGUCUAUUGCUCUGUGCUACUGAUUCAUUGAGAGACUGCUGUAUCUCUGAUAAAAACCUGGUCACCACCCAUCCAUUGCUUAGUGUGCAUUCUGUAAAUAAGUAUUGCUUUCGCUUGUCAUAUGUGGGACCACAAGCACUUUCUAUUGCUGAACUGAUUAGCCAAAAUAUGUGGACUCCACUCCAUCUUCUAGUUGUUUUGGAAGCCCAUCAGUUUCUCAUGCUUGCUACUAUAAAGAAAUGUCUUAAUCUUAUAAGCUCUACUGGUGGUUCUGAUCUUUUGGUGGUUUCUCAGAUCUGUCACUUUAUAGUGUGCACUGCAGGCACAGUCAUAUGGCAAAAUGUUCUUCAACUUGUUUUUUAUUUCCUGAACCAAUAUUACAGCAUGAAUCUUGAUGUGUAGCGUGUGCCUGCCUUGUUUUGGCACACCAGUGCAGUAAACUAACUUUAUAUAAAAAAUAAGAACAAAAACACAAACUGUUUACAGAGGUCUUGCCUUCUCCUCA